Messenger RNA from Eublepharis macularius, 4914 nucleotides. It is a transcript of the gene GLI3, whose product is annotated as GLI family zinc finger 3. The transcript has 15 exons. The coding region runs from base 176 to 4885 and encodes 1569 amino acids. Gene Ontology annotation, molecular function: DNA-binding transcription factor activity, RNA polymerase II-specific; RNA polymerase II cis-regulatory region sequence-specific DNA binding. Gene Ontology annotation, cellular component: nucleus. NCBI's taxonomy places the organism in Eukaryota, Metazoa, Chordata, Lepidosauria, Squamata, Eublepharidae. Gene Ontology annotation, biological process: regulation of transcription by RNA polymerase II; smoothened signaling pathway. The record is from RefSeq and is a predicted model, not a curated record.
CCCCGGGGAUCGGCGCUGUUAAAGUGCUGCCCCGCGAUCGCGUCGUGCUGCGCGGCGCCUUGCGGGACGGAGCCCCCGACCUUUUCUCCUAUGGGAAGUUUGGGGCGCCUCCCGACCCCGGCAGAGGCUGCGGCAGGUAUUAGUGCGAAGAUAGCUGAAGUAAUGAGAAGUCAUCAUGGAAGCCCAGUCCCAUAACUCUACCACGGGCGAGAAGAAAAAAAUUGAGAAUCCCAUAGUGAAAUGCUCCACUCGAACAGAUGUCAGUGAGAAAGCUGUGGCCUCCAGCACAACAUCAAAUGAGGAUGAAAGUCCUGGACAGACCUAUCACAGAGAGAGAAGAAACGCAAUCACAAUGCAGCCACAGGGCGGGCAAGGCCUCAGUAAAAUCAGCGAAGAGCCUUCGACUUCUAGUGAAGAAAGGGCCUCAUUAAUCAAGAAGGAAAUCCAUGGAUCUAUAUCGCACCUCCCUGAACCUUCUGUACCUUACCGCGGGACCGUCUUUGCUAUGGACCCUAGGAAUGGUUACAUGGACCCUCAUUACCAUCCGCCUCACCUUUUCCCAGCAUUCCACCCUCCUGUACCAAUUGACGCAAGACAUCAUGAGGGGCGUUACCAUUAUGAACCAUCUCCCAUUCCUCCGCUGCAUGUGCCUUCUGCUCUAUCAAGUAGCCCAACGUACUCGGACUUGCCAUUCAUCAGAAUUUCCCCGCAUAGGAAUCCUGCUGCAGCAUCAGAGUCUCCCUUCAGCCCGCCUCACCCGUAUAUUAACCCUUACAUGGACUACAUUCGAUCCCUGCACAGCAGCCCGUCCCUGUCUAUGAUCUCAGCAGCUCGUGGACUCAGCCCUACAGAUGCUCCACAUGCCGGAGUUAGUCCUGCUGAAUAUUAUCAUCAGAUGGCUCUGCUGGCAGGUCAGCGCAGUCCAUAUGCAGACAUACUUCCUUCAGCUGCCACUGCAGGAGCUGGUGCCCUUCAUAUGGAAUAUCUCCAUGCCAUGGAUAGCGCCAGGUUUCCAAGUCCCAGGCUGUCAACAAGACCAAGCCGAAAGCGAACGUUGUCCCUAUCGCCACUGUCUGAUCAUAGCUUUGACCUUCAGACCAUGAUCCGGACGUCUCCCAACUCCUUGGUCACAAUUCUCAACAAUUCCCGUAGCAGUUCUUCGGCAAGUGGCUCUUAUGGCCACUUAUCUGCGAGUGCAAUAAGCCCUGCCCUGAGUUUCACGUACCCUCCCACACCAGUAUCCCUCCAGCAGAUGCACCAGCAAAUCAUCAGCCGCCAGCAAAGCCUCGGCUCAGCCUUUGGGCACAGCCCUCCGCUCAUCCAUCCUGCUCCAACCUUUCCCACCCAGAGGCCUAUUCCUGGCAUCCCUGGUGUCCUGAACCCUGUCCCGGUCAGUUCAGGUCCAUCGGAGUCCACACAGAACAAACCAACAAGUGAGUCUGCUGUGAGCAGCACUGGCGACCCGAUGCAUAAUAAGCGUUCCAAGAUGAAACCGGACGACGACCUCCCCAGCCCAGGUGCAGGAAGCCUGCAGGAACCGCCUGAAGGAAUGACCUUAGUGAAAGAGGAAGGGGAUAAAGAUGAAAGCAAGCAAGAGCCCGAAGUUGUCUACGAGACAAACUGCCAUUGGGAGGGCUGUUCUCGAGAGUUUGACACACAGGAGCAGCUAGUGCAUCACAUAAACAAUGACCACAUACACGGGGAGAAGAAAGAGUUUGUAUGUCGAUGGCUGGAUUGUUCCCGAGAGCAGAAGCCAUUCAAAGCCCAGUACAUGCUGGUGGUACACAUGAGGAGGCACACAGGAGAAAAGCCACACAAAUGCACUUUUGAAGGCUGUACAAAGGCCUAUUCCAGGCUGGAAAACUUGAAAACCCACUUGAGAUCUCACACUGGAGAGAAACCAUAUGUCUGCGAACACGAGGGCUGCAACAAAGCCUUCUCCAACGCGUCGGAUCGGGCCAAGCACCAAAACAGAACUCAUUCCAAUGAGAAACCCUACGUUUGCAAGAUACCAGGGUGCACCAAGCGCUACACGGACCCCAGUUCUCUCCGAAAGCAUGUGAAGACCGUGCAUGGCCCUGAGGCUCACGUCACCAAGAAGCAGCGUGGAGACAUCCACCCCAGACACCCACCCCCCCGAGACCAAGGCAGCCAUUCUCAAUCCCGAUCGCCAGGCCAUCAGACUCAGGGUGCAACGGGUGAGCAAAAAGACCUCAGCAACACUACCUCAAAGCGUGAAGAAUGCCUCCAAGUUAAAGCCGUCAAGUCAGAAAAGCCAAUGACAUCUCAGCCAAGCCCUGGUGGUCAGUCUACAUGCAGCAGCGAACAGUCCCCCAUCAGCAACUAUUCCAACCAUGGGAUCGAGCUUAAUCUGACCAGUAGAGGUAGUGUAGGAGACCUCAGCGUCAUAGAUGAAACCCCUAUCAUGGACUCUACCAUUUCCACAGCAACCACAGCACUUGGCUUACAAGCCAGGAGGAAUAUGACAGAGACCAAAUGGAUGGAGCAAGUCAAGCUAGAAAGGUUGAAACAAAUCAAUGGAGUGCUUCCAAGACUGAACCCCAUGCCACCUUCCAAAGCCCCAACAUUGCCACCUCUCAUAGGAAAUGGUACUCAAUCAAGCAGCAGCUGCAAUGUAGGAGGAAACAUGACUAUCCUGCCCAACAAAAAUGAACUCACAAAUAUGGACAUCACUGUGCUAAACAUGCUGAACAGAAGGGACAGCAAUACCAGCACAAUCAGUUCUGCCUACAUGAGCAGCCGUCGGUCCUCUGGGAUUUCGCCUUGUUUCUCCAGCCGGAGAUCCAGUGAUGCUUCGCAGGGUGAAGGGAGGCCCCAGAACGUCAGUGUUGCCGACUCCUAUGACCCCAUUUCAACGGACGCUUCCAGGCGAUCCAGUGAAGUCAGCCAGUGUGAUGGCUUGCCAGGUCUUCUCAGCCUUACACCUGCCCAGCAAUACAGGCUGAAGGCAAAAUAUGCUGCAGCUACCGGUGGACCCCCGCCAACACCACUGCCAAAUAUGGAGAGGAUGAGCUUGAAAACAAGAAUGGCACUACUGGGGGACGGCAGGGAGUCUGGAGUGUCCCCGCUGCCCCCUGUGCAUUCUCCGCGAAGAUGCAGUGAUGGCGGGACAAACGGUUACAGCAGGAGACACUUGCUGCCUCAUGACAUGUUGGGCAACAGCACAAGGAGAGCCAGUGAUCCCGUGAGACCCGUCUCUGACAACCUUUCUUUCCCCCGAGUCCAGCGAUUCAACAGCCUCAAUAGCUUUAAUUCUCCGGCUUUGCCUCCGUCCGUGGAAAAGCGUAACUUCAUUCUUCAGAACUACACCCGCUCCGAUGGGGGCUUCUUCCGCAACUUCUCUUCUCCUUGUCCUCCGAGUAUCACUGAGAAUGUGGCCAUGGAGACGGCUACCCUGGAAGCGGGUGGCAGUUUGAAUGAUGAGGAUCUCCUACCAGAUGACGUGGUCCAGUAUUUGAACUCUCAGAAUCAGGGUUUGUACAACCAACUGCCAAAUGGUGGGUUAGACAACAACAAAUUACAGCACAGCUCAGUAAUUAGUAACAACGACAGCUUUGACCAGUCCCCUCAGCUGAACAACUCUGAUACCAAUAAGAGCGAUCUGCCGAUUCAGUGGAAUGAAGUAAGCUCAGGAAGUUCUGACUUAUCUCCAUCAAAAUUAAAAUGCGGGCAGCGUUCCGUGCUCCAGCAAAAUCAAAACGUGGGCCUGUAUAACAACUUGGUGGUCCAGCAGCAGCAGCAGCAGCAUGGACUGGAGAGACAUGCUGUGAUCCAACAAAAUGGUUACCAGCAUCUUCUAGACAACACUGGCUCUUGCGGUUUACAGCAGAAUUUGACUGCAAAUGGUGACACCAGUCAUUCUUACCACAUGCAGUCAAACAAGGCUCAGCUAUAUGGUGAAAGCAUUGGCCGACAACCAGUGGAAAACACAUGUGACAUGAUGGUUCAAGGGCAAAAGCUGAGAAACAAUUUCAUGCCAGCAAAUGGGAGCCAGCAAAAUUUCGGCUACCCAAUGGUAUCAGACGAGCAAUCAGCCAACGUAAUCAGCAGGAUGCAAAGUAGAAACACGGCUGUCCAGGAGUACCUUCAUAAUCCACCAGCGGAUGAAGUCAGUCACUACCAAGAAGUAAACUAUUCCAAUAAAGCACUGCUAGAGCCGGUAGCAGCCCUUUCACAAACCAGCCAUUUUCAAGGCCCACAGAGUUGCAUACCGCUCUCUCACAACAUUGGAGCCCAGCCAGUAGGUUUAGGGACAACCAAAGGUUACCAGCCCUGUGCAAACUACUGUGGUGGCAGGCGGCAGAACACAUUCAGGAGUAACUUGGUGCGGCAACAAGGACACGUUAAGGAUGCCAGUCAGCCUCACAGGGUCAAUGGCAUCAAGGUAGAGUCUCAAGGUCCGUCGCAACAGUUUUGCUCUAACAUGCAGAAUUACUCUGGUCAGUUGUAUGACCAAACCACAGGGUUUACCCAGCCAGCUUUGAAAACAGGUGCUUUGCCCCUUUCAGAAGCCACCUGCAUGCUGCAGGGGACUGGCAAUGCAAUCUCGUCAGAGCUGCUUUCCCCAGGGACCAAUCAGGUAACAAGCACCGUGGACAGCAUUGACGCCAGCAGCCUCGAAGGUGUGCAGAUUGAUUUUGAUGCGAUCAUAGACGAUGCUGACCACGCCAGCUUAAUUUCAGAAGCCCUCAGUCCCAGCCUCAUUCAGAACCUCUCCCGCAAUUCCUCUCGUCUCACCACUCCCCGAGCGUCUCUUACAUUCCCAGCAAUGCCCAUAAGCACAACCAACAUGGCUAUUGGGGACAUGAAUUCUUUGUUGACCUCACUUGCAGAAGAAAGCAAGUUUCUUGCUGUUAUGCAAUAGACAUAAACAAAUUAGGAAGUGGAAGGUUU